AUGCAAUCCUCACGCAGCCCGUCGUUGAAAAAACGUCCUCGGAUGGCACCAGCGCGGUCGUGGGGCGCUCCGGCUUCAGUGGGCGUCGCCGUCGCCGUCUUCGUCAUCUUCUCCGUGCUCUUCUUCGUGGACCUCUAUGCGACGGCGCGCCUCAAGAAUACGUGUGGCAUGACGUACUCGUCACCCGUCUUCACGGCGCUGCCAAUGCCACCGGCGACGGACACCGCCAUGCAGCACACGCACGCCAAGUACACCUUCUCGAUGCUGCACGUGGCUGAUGACGCUCGUCUCGGACAAAAGCUCGUCAGCGGCGUGCCACUGCUCUUUGUACCUGGACACCUCGCCAGCUACAAGCAGGCGCGGUCGUACGGUCAGCACUUUCAUGAGCUUUACCGCAGCCACGGCGACAUCAAGGCUGGUAUCGAUUUCUUUCUUGUGGACUUUAACGAAGAGGCGACGGGCUUGACGGGGCACUUUAUGGCCGAGCAAGGCUACUUUAUCAACGAAGCCAUCAAGGAGAUCCUGCGACAGUACGCCCAUCUCGAUGCUGCGCUACGCCCGACGUCUGUGAUUGUUCUGGCACACUCGAUGGGCGGCAUUGCCGUGCGCACGGCUAUGACGCUACCCAACUACAUGCCGAGCUCCAUCUUGACCAUGGUGACGCUCUCGACGCCGCACAUGCAACCGCCGUUUCCACUGGACAGCAAGAUGGCAAAUGUGUACGCCUCGAUGAACAACGCGUGGCGUGCCUUCGCGAAUUCUUGCAACGAGUCGGCGUGCACCAACACGGUCUUUGAAGACGUCGUCGUUGUAUCGAUCGCGGGGGGACAUAGGGACCUCGUGAUUCACUCGUCACUGGCGUCGCUCGAGUCUCUUCUGCCGCCGUCGCAUGGCCUUGCCCUCCUCACGUCGGCGAUGCCGUCCGUGCAAACUUCCAUGGACCAUCUGUGUCUUUUGUGGUGCCAUGAGCUGCUGCAGACGAUCACAUCCGCUCUCCAUGCCCUCAUCGACCCGACGGCUCGCCGCAUUGUCGCUCGUCGCCAGGUGCGAUACGACAUUUUGCACCGAUCGCUUCUUGACGAGGCGCCGCCGUCUUUGACCGUGCCGGGGUUUGCUACGUCCGAGCGCGAUAUGUACCCGACGUGGACACCCCUUGUACUUUCGGACUUGAGUCGAACCCACUACAUUCUCGUCUUUCCAGUGCUCUUUGGAAUCUCGGUCGCGAUCUUGGCCACGCAGCUCGAGCGCUGGCAGCUACAAGUCGCCGACACAGCUACAUUUACCACGCUUCUUGCGCCGACGCAGCACUGGUGCUACCCCCUUCAGCACGCCAGGGCAAUAGACGUACCGUCGCCAGCCAUUGGCGCGGGCCUCGCCGCCGCAUUGCUCAGCCUCUACUACAUGGACGCGAUUGAAAGCAUUCUGUGCUACAGCUACGUCUACUUGUACGUCUUGGGAUGCGUCUUCUGCCUCUCGCAGACGCUCGGCCGCGUCCUCCGUCCGUUCACAUACUCGGCUGCGCGCUGCAGCACUCUUUUCACGCCGGCCGUUCUUAGUACGGCAGUGAUCAUGAUCGUCUUUGGCGUCGCCCACGGCGUAUACGGUUUGUCGCUCGAUGUCUCUCGAGAGCUAGCGCUUGUUUGCCUCAGCACGCUUGGGACACAUGUGCUGGCGUGGAUCUCGCUGCUCCUGCUGCCAAGCCGGUCGCCCGGGCUCGCCGCGUAUCAAUCGACGGUAUUUGCCAUCUACGCCGCCGUCUUCCCUUGCUGGCUCGGCGAUGCGGUGUACUUUGUCGAUGUGGUCCGGUUUCCGCGCGCAAUCGAACUCGGUUUUCUGAGCACAGUUGUGUGGUUUGUGCUGCUGCUUGGCCCGUGUUUGCGCCACGUGCUCCUCGCCCGCAAGUACUACUUCCCACUGCCUCCCGCUGCGAUGUUUGGCCGCAUGCACGGAGCGACGCUCGAGACGCCGACGACAUCGACGCCCGACGCCUGCAACAGUUGCUUUGUCGAAGACGGCGGUGUCGGCGCGGUCUUCAUGCAAGCGACGACGUCUGAGACUGUGCGCAUCGGCAGUGUGAUUGUCGGGCCGACGUUCCGCGUCGUGGCGUGCGACUGCGGCGCCCGUUUCUCGAGCAGCGUCGACUACUGCGACUUUUGCAGUCGCGUGUGCACCGAGUGCGGCGGUGGUGAGAUCGCACACCAGGAGCGCCGUCAAUUCCGCGAGUACAUGCACAUGAUGCACGAAACAGUCGUCGCGCACCGCAGCGUAUGCUCGCUUCUUUGGCUCGUCCUCUUUGGCGGCCUCGGGCUUGCGAUCGUCACGUGCAGCGCCCACUACCUCGUGUACCUCGGUGCCUGCGUCGGUGUCGUCGCGAGCGCCUAUCACACUGGCCUUCGUGGCGCGCUAGAUGUCGAGGACGGCCUUGUCGUUACGCCCAAGUCUGCCGAGACGCUCAUGCACGAAGUGCAAACGCCCAAGGCCAAAACGAAGAAAGCCACACAAUAG
Molecule: messenger RNA, 2505 nt
Organism: Saprolegnia diclina VS20
Lineage: Eukaryota; Oomycota; Saprolegniomycetes; Saprolegniales; Saprolegniaceae
Exons: 1
Coding region: 1-2505 (834 amino acids)
Biological process (GO): GPI anchor metabolic process; endoplasmic reticulum to Golgi vesicle-mediated transport
Cellular component (GO): endoplasmic reticulum
Molecular function (GO): phosphatidylinositol deacylase activity
Source: RefSeq, a predicted model, not a curated record